Tinamus guttatus (white-throated tinamou) is the source of this 2193-nucleotide messenger RNA. It is a transcript of the gene SLCO4A1, whose product is annotated as solute carrier organic anion transporter family member 4A1. The record is from RefSeq and is a predicted model, not a curated record. Gene Ontology annotation, biological process: sodium-independent organic anion transport; transmembrane transport. Lineage: Eukaryota; Metazoa; Chordata; Aves; Tinamiformes; Tinamidae. Gene Ontology annotation, molecular function: protein binding; thyroid hormone transmembrane transporter activity. Gene Ontology annotation, cellular component: basolateral plasma membrane.
AUGCCGCACAAUUUGACCAGCGAGAAUGGCUUCCCUUUUGCUCAGACACUCGUGUUCCCCAGCGUGUCUGUGCCGCUUGAGAACAGCUUGGGAUUCGAUACGCCGAGCCCCACGGAGACUCAGGACACCCCGCUGAGCAAUGGCACCGUGUACUCCGGCGCCAGCAGCCCGUCGGACUCGUGCAUGAAGCCUCUGUGCCAUGGCGGCCCGGAGGAGCGCGCGCCCUACGGCGAAGAGAUCAAGUACGUGUCCGCGGAGGAGGAGGAGGAACUGGCGUGCGGCUGGGGUGCCUUCACGCCCGGCUGCCUGCAACUCUUCAAUACGCCCAAGGGCAUCCUCUUCUUCCUCUGCGUGGCCUCCUUCCUGCAAGGCAUGACGGUGAACGGCUUCAUCAACACGGUGGUCACGUCCAUUGAGCGGCGCUUCGACCUCCGCAGCUACCAGAGCGGGCUCAUCGCCAGCUCCUACGACAUCGCGGCCUGCGUCUGCCUCACCUUCGUCAGCUACUUCGGCGGCAAUGGCCACAAGCCGCGCUGGCUGGGCUGGGGCGUGCUGGUCAUGGGCCUGGGCUCCCUGCUCUUCGCCUUGCCCCACUUCACCACAGGCCGCUACACGGUGCGGUUUUCCGAGGACAUGGGCACCUGCGCCGCCAACCGCAGCCAGGCCUGCGCCCAGGCCGCCUCCAGCCUCGCCAGCUACCGCUUCGUCUUCAUGCUGGGCCAGUUCCUCCAUGGCGUUGGUGCCACCCCGCUCUACACGCUCGGCGUCACCUACCUCGACGAAAAUGUCAAGACUAACUACUCCCCCGUGUACAUUGCUGUCUUCUACACUGCUGCAAUCCUUGGGCCUGCAGCGGGUUAUCUGGUAGGAGGAAUGUUUCUAAAUAUUUAUACUGAAAUUGGCAGAGAGAUCGACAUCACCCCGGAAAACACGCACUGGGUGGGAGCCUGGUGGAUCGGCUUCCUCGGCGCAGGAGCAGCCUCCCUGCUCAUCUCCAUCCCCAUCCUGGGCUACCCUCACCGCCUCCCCGGAUCCCAGCGCUAUAUCGUGAUGAGGGUGUCGGAGGCCCAUCAGCUGAAGGACGGGAGCCACAAGAAAGCAGCAGAUCCUGACUUCGGCAAAACGGUUAAAGACCUGCCUCGGUCAGUACUGCUGCUCCUGAAGAAUCCCACCUUCAUCUUCCUCUGCUUAGCGGGAGCCACCGAGGCCACGCUCAUUGCAGGCAUGUCCACGUUUGGACCCAAGUUCCUCGAGUCUCAGUUUAGCUUAAGUGCCUCUGAAGCUGCUACCUUUUUUGGUUAUCUCGUCGUGCCGGCCGGAGGGGGAGGCACAUUCCUUGGAGGAUUUCUUGUGAAUAAAUUUAAACUCCGCUGCUCAGGAAUCAUCAAAUUGUGUUUACUUUGCACGGUGUCAAGUCUGCUGGCUAUUUUCAUCUUUUUCAUUCACUGCCCUAAUAUGCCUAUGGCAGGAGUAACUCAGAUGUAUGAGGGAAGCGCUUUGCUGGGAGGCCGCCUCAACCUGUCGGCCGCCUGCAACGCCGAGUGCGGCUGCCUGCGCGAGACCUACAGCCCCGUGUGCGGCAGCGACGGCGUCAUGUACUACUCGCCCUGCCACGCGGGCUGCAAAGCGUCCAGGAGGCUCAGGAGCGGCAAGAAGGUCUACAGCGAGUGCAGCUGCGUGGCCGCGAGCCGCCGCUCCGGCCCUGGCGAGGCCGAGGCCGGGAAAUGCACCUCCUCUUGCGCAAAGAGGCCCCUGCUCCUCUUCUUCAUGUUUGUGGUGAUCCUCUUCACCUUCCUCAGCAGUAUUCCCGCACUGACAGCAACUCUGCGGUGCGUCUCCGACAGGCAAAGGUCGUUUGCGCUGGGGAUCCAGUGGAUCGUCGUCCGAACUCUAGGAGGCAUUCCCGGCCCCAUCGCCUUCGGCUCCAUGAUUGACAAAUCGUGCCUGCUUUGGCAGGACCAGUGCGGCGAACAAGGAUCCUGCUACGUUUACCAGAACUCAGCCAUGAGCCGCUACACCCUCAUUGCUGGACUCGUCUACAAGGUGCUGGGAACCACCUUUUUUGUAAUCGCCUGUUUACUUUACAAGCCGCCGCCGGCAGAAUCUGCUCCGGGAAGCUCGGGCACAUCGGAAAACGGCAACGGUGACCUCCAGGAGAGCAAACCUCCGCUCCAGAGCGACGAGGACAAAUAG